UUCUUGUAUUUGGACUAAUCCUUGGGACCAUAAUAUUGGGUAUUGAAUGGAUGGCCUUUAACUAAAUCCGCAGGUUCACUUUCGUUUCCAUAUUUGUUGGGGUUAGUUUAUCCUUUGUUAUUUAUGGUCAGAAAAGUGACCUAGAUUUAAUAAACUGGUAGUUAAUGGAACUCCGCGUUUGUUUUCGUUAGUGCUUUUUGUAUUUUACUCAGCCACCGCUGAACAAUAUGGGCGGUUUACUGUUAACAGACAUAUCAUUGUCCUCUGUAAAUUCUAAAACACUUUGUAAUUGGAUGUGACAUAAAACUUCUAGUGUAUUUGAUCCGUAACGCUGAUGGCGUGGAAGUAUUUCUCAGUAGUUUUCACAAGCCUUUGGCAUGCAUAAUCGCUUCUACUAAUGUCUAAAUAUCCUUACACAACCUGAAGAUUUGUGAACCCGUGAUUCUCAAAAAAUCCUAAUAUGUAGUCUUUGAGCUGAGAUUGCCCGGUAAUAAGUAAUGAUAACACUAUUAGGUGGUUGCUUUGCAGGUCACUCUCUUGCUCCCGAUCUGUCAUGUUAGUGAUGCUGGUAAUUUUUUCUAGUUGUCAAUAGUCCGUCUUAAUACUAGCGUUUCACCAUCCCAAGUUUAUUAUUUCUAAGUACUUGGUUUAUUGACUUAGUGUGUUAAAACCCAUCGAGUUGUUUACUAAGCGUUAAAAUAUACAAGUUCGCCAGGUCACUAAGCUCUCGUACUGUUGAAUUUACGUCCGUGAAUACUUUUGAAGACGUGUUCUUUAUUGAAUUUCUGGGAAUUAUACCGCUUGUACGUGAAAAUUCUGCUCACUUGAUGUGUUCUGUUGAAAAACUUAAAAUUGGCUUUAAGCAGCAAGUAUUCAAAAAGUUCUCUAAACAGGUAUGUUGAUCGACAACUCGCUAGCCUCCAGAACGUACAUCAUUGUGGAUAACUUAGUCGUUUCUGCUACCAUCUACAUUACGGUUGGCAAUGUACGUUUUACCCAUCUGGAUUUCGAAGUAUCUCGUGUUCCUAGAAAAUCGCGUAGAUUGAUGUUUGGUACGUUUCACUGCAUUGCAGCAGUUGGUCGGUCACUUAGAGGAAGCCUAUGUCAUCCUCAUCAUUCUUAAAUGGUGAUCAAAUUCUAUCGAUUGUAUUAACUUCACUCAACUACCAGAACAGUACUCACACAUCUUCCCUGAAGGAAUUUCCUUGAAUUCCUUAGGAGCGAAUAGUAAAUCUUCCACCUGGUUGUGGGCGAUACCAGUGGAUAAAUCGACGGGAAGUAAAAGCCGAGUUUUGUUAAGCCUAAUGAGUUUAUUUCAUCUCAAGUUAGGAUUGCUCUCGGUCGGUUUUUCCAGUCCCAAUAAGCAUUUCGCUCAUCAAUGUACGACAUUUUAACCCUGUCGAUAGUCCCAAUCAGGAGCCGAGGAACUGGUUCGUGUGUCGAUGGGAGUCAUGAGGCCGUGGGGAUACAAGUAAAAGGCAUGCUAGAGUCAUCAUAGAUGCAAAAAACACCGUUGCCUGCUACAUGACAUCAAUACGGUUAGAAAUACAAAGGACAAGGCGGCUAUGGAAAACUAAUGUUUACUAAGCCACUCCAACCGAGUGGGUUUGGAGAGUAGUCUUUGCCCGGAUAAUAUCGGGGUACAAAGUUGCAUCAUAUGACCUUUCGGAUGACAGGUCUGACACAACCUUGAAGUUGGAGUAUUUGAAGAGCCAAACACCUGUGGUAAUACAUUUCAUGAGUUGCAAAAAGGCUGCGAAAUUUACAAGUGUGUAAUCAGGUGAAACUAAUAUUAAGGUUAAAAAUGCCUUAGUUGUCGAACUACUUUUGCGGAAGACAGACGGAUCAAGGACAGACAACUUGGAAGAGUGACCACAUCUAAUGAAUUUUCCCCUUCAAAUCUUAGCCAGUUGUGAUGUAAUAGAAGCGCAUUAGCUUGCAGACCACACACCUGUUGGAGUCAAACUCAUCUUAGCAUGUCAGUUACCAUGGUGAUGGAUAGUAAAGUUUUAGACCUGUGGUUAACUACAAUAUGGCUAAAUAUGUUAAGAGAUAGAUAUAGGGAUGGUUGCAGUAGUCGUGAUCAUUAAAGUGACUUAAGGCAUCAGGACGUUAGGACAAAAUCCUUCGGGUCUGUCAACUGAUCAAACGCAAACCCAUCGAAUUCAUACUACUUUAUAUUGUAUAAAAACUAAGAAGGGAAGUUACACUGCGACAUAUGGCCUCACUUUUGAACCUGAUCUAAGUGAAUGUAUGAGAACCAUAGUAUAUUUUAUGAACCGCCUGGUAAUUACGCUAAUUAUUGAGUGUUUGUACCAGGAUCAAGAAUACACUGCCCUGGUAAGUACGUUUGAGUAGUUUCGACAAGGAAACAGUUCAAGACUGAAGAAUCAUGUAUGAAGAUGGUUUCGAAUUAACGACUGAAAUGCAUAGGUUAAAACUAAUCAUUUUAUUCUAUGGUGUUCAGCCUUAAUGCAACUUGUUUAUUAAUUUUCAUUAACUAAAUUUUAUGGGUUAUUUUAUAAAGUGGUUGGUGACCUAUUGGAUUGGAUGUAGAAUUCCUGGGUCGUACUAUUUCCCACACUGCAACUCGGUUCAUUUGCAGACUUCAUACUCAACUUUCAUCCCAUUUGUUCUGUGAUCAAUUUUUGUAUUCAUUUCCAAUUAUUCUUUUUUAGACGACGUUCUAAGAUGAACAAUUAUACUGGACAAUAUGGAUACAUGUUUCCGAUGCAACCAAAUUAUACUUGGGGUACGAAUCCAUUCCAUCCUCUGUUUUAUUGCCAUUUGUCCAAGAACUUCGUUGGCAUAAAAAAUAGUGCAACGCAGUAACCAAGCGGAGUAUCAUAUACUGGCAUUGAGCCAAACUUUUGUACUGAAGCUUGUUGCUCGGCUUGUUCACUCGAAGUGGAUGAAGCAAGUUUCCGAUGUGUGGUUAAAGGACUCGAAAACUAAAUCCUUCAAGCACAAAACCACUACUUAUGUAUUGAGGUUUAAACAAGCCCGUCAUUUUCAGUAACCGAAUCCUCGUGUAGUUUUCAAAAGCCGAGUCCCUAGACUGAAUAAAGAUAGCAGUCCACAAAGAUAUUAGCUACUAAUCUCAGUUGUGUAGCGAAAUGCAGACUCGGAAUGAUGGGAAUCAUUUGACUCAAUCUAUCUCAGCUAUCGUGGUUUUAUCUAUGACUUGUUUCACUUCUCCCUUUGCUACUAUCGUUUAUUCUAACAUCGUUCUUGUCUUUUGUUGCUGUAAAUUGUUUCAACUUAAACCGAUGUAGUCAUGGAAAGCUAUACAUCAGUGUUUCUAUAUGUUACAAGCACCAAAUAGGUGUAAUAAACCCUUUUCAUGGAUGUGUGUUGUGACUAAAGUUAAUCUAAUCAGGCGCAUAAUAAACUCCUUGAAAGCUGGGUGAUAAAGCUUCUUUAGUCUGCCCAUUUUAACUUUCAGUGCUAUAAUCAGGACUCAAAACUUUCCUCCGUAUUCAUAAAAAAAAAGACUAAAAUCUGGCAUUGGCAUAUCACUCGAAUUCUUUAGAGAAAAGAGAGUUCGCAAAACGGAAUUCAAGUAAUUACUGGUUCAAUAGGGCUCUUGUGAUGCAUCAAAGGCAAACAAAUACUGCUUUGUCGAUAGUAAGGAAUCAGGGAAUUUGUAGAAGGUUGUCUACGUUUUUAUAGAUCCGCACUCAGUCACCUCAUGAAUUGGACCUACUAACGUUCUGAGGAUUCUCUGGAGUAAAUUAUAGAUUGGAUAUAGUACACACGUCUCUAAUACGUCAUUCGGUGAUGUAGUUUUGUUACUAAAUUGUCGCCUCUAGACCAGUCUUAGUAAAUCCAAACACAUUAAAUUAAUUUGUCUCGAUUAUUUUACCUUUGCUGGUCUUUGCUACAAACUAAGACACUUCUCAAUCUAUUCUUAUUAAAGUUGCUUUCGCGCUUUCUAGUUUAGGGAUGUAGGAGAUUAUCGUGCACAUUAACCACUUCAUUUGAUGAAGUUGUAUACCUUCGGAAAAGGACACGGUCAGAGCAUAAGUUAUUUGUGCUAAACUACUGUUUGCUCCAACGUGGUACUCUGACUAACGUAGGAGUAAUUUGGGAAAGGGAUUGUGGGCGAACAAAGUUGAAGGCUCCCUUGAUCUGCAGAACUGUUGACUUCAGUCAUGUACAGAGAUGUCAUCCUUGCAAUGGGUUUUUAAGGAUACUGUAGGCAGUUUCAUGUACAUCCACUUUUGUCCAAAAUUUCGGCACCACACACUAUAUUUCAUUUAUUGUUUCUACUUAUUUAGUUUACUUUGUCAAACUUUUUACUGCUUUCAGUAAAGUUGAGUGGUAGCUAAAUCGGAUUUCAAGACAAGAUUAGUUUUACUUACAGCUCGUCAUUUGGGUGUACCAACAUCCCAAUGUUGAUGUUUACGCUGGGACUCCGCUCCAAACACCGUCGCAUUAUCCAGUGAGCUACUGAGUCCAGGUAGCCAACGGCUUGUGAACAACACUAAGGUGCAGGUACAUUCAGUUGAGUUUCAAAUGAGACGAAGUACUUGUUCUGGACCCCACUCUUGACCAUCAUUCAACUUUACUAAAAGUACUUGUGGUUAAAUGACAAUAUCUAGGCUCUCCACACGGGAUAUACAUAUUCCAACAGAAACUUGUAUUGCAACCCUUAGAACCAACAACAGGAAUGAUUCAGGUGUACAAGUGAAAUAAUAUUACUGUUGUCACUAUUUUCCUGUUUUCAUUUCGUUCUGUGUCAAAACCUGACUUGUGACUAUCUACGUUUUAGCUCUCUUGUUUCUUAGGUCGACCGAAUAAUUGCUUACAACACAUUAGGUUGAAGUGAGUCAUUAGGCAUCAUAUCAUACUGGUAUUUGGUUAAUUCUGAUACUAAGUGACAUUUAGUCCACCUUGCAUAGCUCAAUUAACUGUUCUCUUUGUUUAAACUGCCAGUACAUUUCUAAGUGGAGUAGUUAACACAUGCAAACGUAAUGACCGUAUUGUCGGUAGGGAUCGACAGCAUCUCCAAAUUUUGUCCUUUCAGCACUUGUGAUUUGUUAAAACUUUUUUAGGUCCAAACCAAGUGCAUACACCUGUUCAAGAGCCACAAUAUACCUAUGGUUAUGACUCUACUAACCAGCAGCCCCCUCCGUACACUGACUAUAUGGGACCCCAGGUACAAGAUUAUGAAUCGCCCGUUAAUGAUUUUAAUGGUCAGUAUGGAUAUUCCACAAAUUCCACACCUACUCAACCUGGUUAUAGUGCUCAAUGGAGUGGGAAUCAAUUCCAAACUCCAUCACAUGAUUCAAGUUAUUGGUAUCAUUCUCGUGAGCCACCAAUCAAUAGUCAACCACGAUAUCAACCUCCUCCGUCUACACCUAUACUUGAACAAAAUCGAAAACCUAAACUACGAAUAUACUGUAAAUACUGUGAUGUAGCAUUCACGGAUGAGCAUACUUAUUCCAUACAUUUGGAUACUGAAAGGCACAUCCGUAAUUUUAAACGUAGCUUUAAUACAACUGAAGAUAGAAGGGGUAAAGGAAAGUCUAGAAGUGACUACCGCAGAAGUAAUAACAGAAACAGAAAACCUAAUUUCUACUGUGAAGAUUGCAAACGAUCAUUUCAAAGAAAAGAACAAUACCUUGAUCAUAUCACAGCAGAGGGACAUAUGAAAAAGUCUGAUCGUAACAAAAAUGAGUCAGACGAAGGAGAAUCUAAAAAGGCUCCAAGACGUACAGAUUAUUGUGAUGUAUGCGAACAAACAUUUCAAAAUGGUCGUCACUUUUAUGCUCAUCUAAAGUGGAAAAAGCAUAAACGUCUUUGUAGAGUUGCUAGACUUUUAAGAGGACAACUGAAAAAGACACCGGAAGAAGUUGCUAAUGAUCCAUUGGGUUCGUUCACAUUGUAUAUGAAUAAAGACUGCUCUGUUCCAUAUGGGAACUAUGGAGACUGUAAGGAAGUCGAAUUGGAUGCUGGAAAUGCAUUUUUGCAAAAAUUCCUCGACUUGAAACAUUUAAUCUCUCAAGAACCAAAUCCAGUUGGCGAGGAAUUUAUUCAGGAGCAAGUAUACAAUACACGAGAUUUGGAAUAUAGCUGUUCACUUUGUAAAGCAGAUUUAAUUGGAGCUGAUGAUAUAGAAAAUCAUCUACGUACUCUUACACAUCAAAAGAAAUAUAAGGAGAAAUUUAAUUUGGAGGAAUUUGCAUUUGAAGAAGAAAUGAGAUUGUCUGCAUCCGAUUCGGUUUUUGCUGUAUGGAAAACAUGUCAGUCUAGAGCUAGUAAAGAAUUGGCAAGAAUUAUCGGAGAAAAAGGUUUUCAUUUAUGUGUUUGUGGUUUCCGUAUUACUUGCUAUGAUGAUAUGCGAAAACACUUUCCAAUUAAAUACUAUGAUAUUCAUCCACGAAUUCGUUCAUGGAAAAAAAGUUUAGAAAAAUGUAUUCGAUCGCGUGCUGAUCGUCAUAGGAUUGAUUAUAGAGAUUGUUACACUAUUCUAACUUUAUUUGGACUCCCCAGCCACAUUAUUGAUAUGAAGAGAGAACAUGCUUUAGAAACUGCCAAAGCUAAACUGUUAGAAGAUUCUACAAAAGAAGAGUCAGCAACAGAUGCUCGUGGAGAUGGUGAAGACGAAGAUGAGGAGGAAAAUGACGAUGAAGAAGAAGAGGAAGAAGAACGAAAGUCAGUCAAGGAAGAUGAACCUCCUAAAGACCCUAUAUCAAAUGCAGAGUGUGUUGAGGAUACACAUGCGGAAUCGUCGUAGGAUAGCUGCUCGUUAUAUGUUAUACAUUAGUUGUAAAAUACACUAAAAUGGUUAUUUAGAGAACAAAUUUCGUUCUCGCUUUUGUCAAUGCUAUGUAAGACAAUAACCGGUCUUAUUUUGCUCGUUUCGUUUAUUAAGUGUUUUCAUUUCACUUGCUCUUUCGUCAAAUACUAUCAUCUUGUCUCAUUUUUUCGAUGCAUUAAUGAUAUUCUUUUUAAUGCAGCAUCAUAUCUACAUUUCUAAAUUACGCCCGUUCCCGUUUUUAUGCAUUUGUUAUGUUUGAGAGUAGGUCGUCUUUUCUUCUUACUUAAUUGGGAUUGUUUGGGUUUAUCUGUUCGCAUUUGAUGUGUACCAUCUUUCAGUGCUUUCGAAAACUUAUUAAUGUUACCAUGCCCAUAUUUUAUUUCAACACAGAUAUUGAUACAAGAAGGUACUAAAUACAUACGCACCACAUCAAUCAUUGGAUUUACGUGAGGGCUGGAAUACUGUUCGGGUGCCCAGGCCGGUGGUUUUCUUAGGGAACUACACUCGGAGCCUUUGACCUGAAGGUCUAAUCCACAAGGCAGUGAAUCAACAUAAGGUGAUGCAGUCACAUGGUAGCCGGUUACCUACCAUUGGUUCAUACAUCAUUUGCUCCCUAAGGAUACUGAAACCCGUAUGCAUCAUUGGUUUGGAAUCAGGGUUUUC
Molecule: messenger RNA, 7429 nt
Organism: Schistosoma bovis
Lineage: Eukaryota; Metazoa; Platyhelminthes; Trematoda; Strigeidida; Schistosomatidae
Source: the annotation of a GenBank genome assembly